UUUCCUCUCACCUUGAACUGUGACUUCAAUGGCUCUGGAGCCCUUGGUCUCUUCUUAGCCUGAUUCCCACCUGUCUCCAGCGUUCCUGGGAAGUAACAUGUGCUCCCAAAGCUUGAAGCCGUGUCUGGCUCUGGAACUUCUACUGCUCUUUCAUUUGGUCUUGCCAACCAGCACUCAAGGUCAUUCAGAAAAUCGGCUGACUGCCAUCUCUGGCACCAACGUGAGUCUGCAAAUCUCCAAUUUGCCUGCUAAGUACAAACAACUCACCUGGUUUUACACCACCAGUCAGAAGAUUCUAGAAUGGGAGUCCAACCAGACUAUUCUCUUCAACUCUAAGUUUAAGGGCAGGGUCAGUCUUGGUCAAAGCCAUGAUCUGUGCAUCCAUAAUGUCCAGAAAGAGGACAGCAACACCUAUAUCCUCAGGGUGUUGAUGGAGUCUGGGACAGAGAAGGAGUGGCAUAUCCCACUGGAGGUAUACGAUCCUGUACCCAAACCUGAGAUAGAAAUCCAGAAGACACAGGAAGUGAACAAUAGAUGUCACCUACAGCUCUCGUGCAGGAUCCCGGACCGGCUCAUGAACUAUACCUGGUAUAGGGACUCAGGGCCCUUUUCAACAGGGCUUCAGAAUUCUGUGCUUGAAAUCGUCGUUGAGCCAAAUAACUACUCCACGUUUUACACCUGCCAAGUCAGCAACCCCGUGGGCAGCAAGAAUGACACUGUCUAUUUCACCUCACCUUGUAAACUGGGGACAAUGGAACCUGGACAUUCUUCUUCAUUCUUCCCACCUGACUUGCCAUGCCUCUUCUAGUCUGUCCUGCCACCACAGACCCUAUGUGACAGUUUGGUAUCUGACCAUGAGACCACCUUCAUAUCAACACCACAUCCUGAGAUCCAGAAAAAGAAAGAGAGACAGUCCCUGUCCUUUAUAAAAUGAGGGUGACUGCUCAUCUACAAUGAGGAUGAAAAAAAUACUAAGGCCAUUUUUUUGGAAGGGCAAGUCCAAUCUUUUCACUCUUUAGCCACCCAAAUUGUCCUAGAAAAGCAUCCCUCAUUUCCCUCCCCUACUGUAUCACUCAUUCCCUUUUUCAUUUUCUGCUUCCUUUCCUAUCCUCUCCUCUUACUCCUUC
Messenger RNA from Enhydra lutris kenyoni (northern sea otter), 1127 nucleotides. Its product is annotated as CD48 molecule. NCBI's taxonomy places the organism in Eukaryota, Metazoa, Chordata, Mammalia, Carnivora, Mustelidae. Bases 98 to 808 code for a protein of 236 amino acids. The record is from RefSeq and is a predicted model, not a curated record. The transcript has 4 exons.